AUGGUCGCACCUUAUUGGGGAGAGUUGCCGCCUCAAGAUUUGGCAGGCAAUUCACACAAAGACGACAGAAUUGCACUUCACGGCAGUGCAAUUAACUAUCACUCGGCUUCACAUGUCCAAGGAACACCUACGCUCUCUAUGCAAAAUGCCAAGCCCGAAAUCCAUUCACAUUCAACGCAGAGCUCUUUAGCAUCCCCAAUUUCUUCAAAUUUUUCAACAGGACUAGCUCCUCGACCCCCUUCAUUCACCACCGGUAAUGUAGAAUACGGUCAAGGAUUUGAAGAUAGACGCAGGCAGAGGCGAAACCGUCACAGGAACCAAGUUUUCGAUGAAAAUAAAGUUCUAAAUGCACCCCCUCCGACUGCACCAGAGGUACCACGAAAGCAAAUAAUUGAAUACGAUCCCCUACCAAGGACCGAAAGGCCUUCGCUCUAUCAUACAGCAACACAUCAAGGAUGGUUCGAAGAACCACAAACUAUGAAUGGAUAUAAUUUUCUUGGACAGAGAACGGCAGAUGCUUCUUCCCACACAAGCAUGGAGGCAGAACAACCUAGCGCAGGCGGGAGACUCGGAGGCACAAUGAUGUCUAGAUCUAAAUUUUCACCGCCGAACCAACCUCAUAUUUCACAUCUUUCGCGAAAAAGUUCCACCAGUGAAGAAGCACUUCAAAGUAAGAAACCGCAGCUUGUUACCGUAGUGCGAAAUGAAGUUUGCAAACAUGGAAUUGAGUAUGCGCCAGACCGUUCACCACUACAGAGGCUCGAAUUGACCCUCGAUCGCAUAAAUAAAGUUGAGAAAAGCGAUCACGAUGUACAAAUAGACCACUUUACAAGGGAAGCAGAGGUUACCGACUUUGCAGUGAAAUCCAAGACAACUCUCGGGAACCAGUUUAUACCCAAUAGCCACGAAAAAUUACUUCAAAAAUUGACAGCAGUAAAGAAUAACACCGCCUACGAAAGCCGCUUAGCAAAUAAUGAUAUAUAUCCCGGCUCUAGCAAUGAGUUUUUCCACCUAAAAAAAAUGGAGAAGACUUUGCCACCAAAAAUGAAUCAAAUUCAUAGCCUGGAAAUGCCCUCCUUAAAUUCUGUGUAUUCUGCCACACCACACGUAAAUGCAACCUCAGGCCAAGAUAGCUACUCAGAAUACCAUUAUGGAUCUGAUCUGGAUAAUCAUAAUGGUAUAGCGCCCGCCGUCGGAGGUAACAAUUCCAGAUACGACAAAAAUCAUGUAAGUUUCCGUGUCGCUAAUUCAGACGAAUCAAAAAAACUAUAUGAAGCUGCACGUUCAAAAGAAGGUUUAAAAGUCGAACAUUUCCAGAACGCCGAGUCAAUGCAGGGAAAAGAAUCAGAAUACGUUCCUCAACAAACGAGAGAUAAAGAGUUGCCCAAGCUUCCGCUAGAAACAUCCCAAUCAGGCUCCACCAUAAGAAAUAACAAUUCCAGGCUGGGUGACUACAAAUCUGCACCGCGGAGAACGUUCAGUAAAUUAUCAAAAAUUGCUAGCGAAAAACUGUCACCUAAGUUUCCUAAGAAUGAACCUAUAACACUAGAUGCAUCUCAAAUAGAGGUCAAGAUUGAGAAUAAAGCCAGGAAUACUACCCCUCCAGACUCAGAAGAGGUUUAUAUCCAGAAAUCGCGUUUCCCAAAAAAUAUAGAUCAACAGUUUGCUAGAUCUCCCGUUCGAGAAGAAAAUUACCCUAGCCAAGACAAUUUUGUUCCAUCUCCAAGACUCGACGAAUGGAAAAAAGGCGGUGUCGCUCAGUUGUCAGGAACAUUUUUAGAGCUCUGUGCAGAGGACCAAAAACUUGGUGCGAAUAGUGACAAAAGUUGGUGGGACUCCGAGAAUAAUGAUCGAAUAGUAAAUUCAAACGUCGCCAGAAAGGCUGAAGCCUAUGAAGGUGAAUAUGAUGACAAUAUCGUCCCUACAAGAUUUAAACCACCGUUAUUCCUCGUCAGUGGACCCAUGCUGCGAUAUUGUGGGUUACGUAGAGAAGUACCAAGAAACUUCACUAACACAACCCAACUUGAGCGGGAAAUAUGGAAGGGUACUGUAAUGAUCGUCUGCCAGGACUCUCAUUCGUCAUAUGAAUUGGCACCAACCCUUAGGCUAUUCCUUCAACCUGUGAACUUGCUGCCUCCUCCACCGACUAGAGUCGAUGAUUCUGGGCUGGCCCCUGAAUAUAUUGAUCCUAUAGCUGGCAUUUCCCGAAUUGGAAGAGAUGGACGAACGCUUUACGUACGCCCUGUCGAAGAAAUUGAUGAAGAAAGGGAUCUAUCUAGGGAAGAGUCUGCGGACGGCCUCUAUGAUAUGGGACGAAAUAUGCCUGAAGUUAAUUAUACCAAAACACCUAACUCUCCCCAGCAAAUUGACGGCGAGAAAGCCGGCAAGUAUAAAGAAGUCCGUGGUUUCCGGCUACACUCAGAGCAUGGGAUGACAUUUUGGCGCUUUAAUCUCGAAAUCGAACUCAAAGAAAACCAGCAAAGAAUCGCUUAUCGAAUCAAUCGCGGACCCUCGACCGGGUUUUGGGUACCUUCACGCGGUCAGGCCAUGAAGAUUGUUUUUCAUAGCUGUAAUGGAUUUAGCCGCAACGUAGAUCCUAACCCUUAUUGUGGUCCAGAUCCCAUGUGGCGGGACAUCCUAAAUACACAUCAAACUCAGCCUUUUCAUGUUAUGUUAGGUGGAGGUAAUCAAAUAUUUAACGACGAUAUCAUCCAUGAGAGUAGACUGUGCAGAGCGUGGCUCAAUAUGCGCGAUACUCCCUACAAGCAGCAGUUUCCAUUUUCCUCUAAUCUCCAACAUGAAUUAGAGAUAUUGUAUCUUAACCACUACUGUGCGUGGUUCUCGCAGGGCCUAUUUGGUCUUGCUGUCUCUCAAAUCCCUAUGAUCAAUAUUAUCGAUGAUCAUGAGAUAUUUAGCGGAUUUGGAUCCUAUCAAGAUGAUUACAUGCGAUCACCUGUUAUGUCUGGAAUUGGUGCUGUAGCUUACAAGUAUUACAUGUUGUUUCAGCAUCAAAGUUGUAUAGACGAAGGAGAAGAUACUGAACCGUCCUGGGUCUUGGGCGUGCAGCCAGGACCAUAUGUUCAAGAGUUAAGUAGGAGUAUCUUUUCUCGGCUUGGAAGACCGAUUGCCUACCUUGGUAUUGACUGUCGUACCGAGAGAACAUCAAACGAGAUAAUGAGCUCACAAACAUAUCAAAAAAUACUGGAAAGGUUAGAAAGAGAAAUUAUAAUAGGCGACACCAAACAUCUUAUUGUUUCGAUGGGUAUUCCAAACCCAUACUUGUGGCCUACGUGGGCUGAAAAUAUAUAUCCCGCAAAGGAAUCUCCUCCAUCAAGAAUUUUUGGGCGAAAAGAGUUGCGUAAAAAGCAAUCGACAGCAAAUACACUCGAUAACUCCGAUAUUCCAAACGAUCUGGUUGGUAAUUGGAUUGCAAGAAAUUAUAAAGACGAGAGAAAGUGGUUCAUCGAAGAACUGCAGGACUUGGCGGCUGCCAAAUCUGUUCGAGUUACACUUCUUGGGAGUGGGGUUCAUAUAGGUGCAGUUGGAAUUCUAUACUCAAAUCCUAAACUUGGUAUACCCAAAGAUCGUGACUUUCGUUACAUGCCGAAUAUUUUCUCAUCUGCCAUUGCUAACGCACCUGCCUCUGACAUUCUCUGCGAUUUACUUGACAAGAAGAGCAAGAUCCACCAUUUAGAUGCCGAAACUAACGAAGAUAUGCUCUCUAUAUUUUCUCAUGAUGUCAAUGGCCAGCCACGUAGCAACAGGCGAUUCUUUAACCGUCGUAACUGGUGUGCGAUACAGGUGUAUCAUUCUAAAUCCUGCUCAGAUAAGUUAGAACAAAGCGAACAACAAAUUCCUCAAACAACUCGUCGUAGCCACAGCCUAAUUCGCCGCUUCUCUAAUUCCCAGGGUCCAAAAUUUUCUCAGGCUGAGACACCAUUCUCUGUCAUCCCUCUGACUCGCGGUAGGUCCGUCGCAAGUCGACCUCCUUUAUCAAAUCCACAGUUUUUUAAUGAUUUCAACGGAAAACAGACUUCGGGUGCAAGCCCUGAAUCUCGUCGUGGCUCCAUGUCUUCAGAAAGACAAAAUGUGGUACGGAGGACUUUAUCUUUAACACGUAAAGACUUCAACAUUGUAGAACAGAUACGACGUCGUAGCAGCAGUAGAAAAAGGUCUGAUCAACUUGAGUAUUCGGUAUAUCAAAAUGGUCGUAGAGAUGAAUUGCCCGAAAAAGAGGUUGUCAGGGAAAAUCCUUUUGUUGGAAGUAACGAAAUUAUCAAUAUAUCUUCCGAGGUGCCAAAAAUUGCGUCGGAGAAUACAAACACGAGUGAAAAGAGUUUACUAAAAACGCCACAAGGAGGCAUGCACAAGAAUGACGGGAAAGGCCUCGAAAAUAUCAAAAAGCGCUUUCGACGCCUCUCCAUUGGAAUCGGUGGAAAAGAAACUAAAAAACACGGCCAAUUAAACGAUUUAAACCUUGAAAACGGGCUGGAUAUAUGUCUUAACAUAGAAAUAAGUCCAAGAGAUCCAGCUGGCACGACAAUUCCUUAUAGACUUGUUGUUCCGGCGUUGGUUUACAAUGAAUCAGAUCAUGAAGCUGCCGAAUUUCACAAGAGCGGAGUCGAAAAUAAGCGAGUCCAAGUCUAA
This is a messenger RNA of Blumeria graminis f. sp. triticale, 4647 nucleotides long. NCBI's taxonomy places the organism in Eukaryota, Fungi, Ascomycota, Leotiomycetes, Helotiales, Erysiphaceae. The record is from the annotation of a GenBank genome assembly.